Molecule: messenger RNA, 1028 nt
Organism: Triticum aestivum (bread wheat)
Lineage: Eukaryota; Viridiplantae; Streptophyta; Magnoliopsida; Poales; Poaceae
Exons: 4
Coding region: 1-735 (244 amino acids)
Source: RefSeq, a predicted model, not a curated record
AUGAGCCCGCACCUCCCUGACACCGUCAAUGGAGACGGAAAGCUACAUAUCAGAACUCGACUCUCCACUCUCUUCGGCUCUCCCUGCGGCGUGCAUGUUCCCAGGUUCCAGGCUCCCGGCUCCUGGCGAAGUCACAGACAACAGUUGACGGCGGAGGCAUUGGCGUUGUACGUGUCGCCGGCUAGGUCGCUCCAGACCACGACUGUCUUUUGUGCUACUGCCUGCCUAUGUUUGCUGCUGCUGAAGAGAAAAAGUGAGAGACUGCCUUUUGUGCUACUGCCCGCCUAUGUUUGCUUCCUAUGUGAGGUGCUGAAACCUUGUACGGGGAGCGAGAUAUGUGAGAAAAAGAUCGAUCUGCUCCCUGGUACAUGCACAAAGCUGGCUACUGGAUUGAUCCUUCUUGUCGUGAUAACCUGCAACACCAAGCUGGAUAGAUGGAAAAUGAAGCAGUGGCACGGGAGAUUAAUUAGUUUUCAUAUGAUCUCUUUCAUUAUCACUUCUAUGUCGCUGUGCAGCUUUGGGUGUUUCCUGUUAAUUUUGGAGCACUAUCUCUUUCAUUACCACAAAAAUAGUACAGACAUAGGAUAUUCUUGGUCGGCUCACUGCUCUCAAGACAAAGAUUUACUUGGCAAAUUAUAUUUGCAAGCCGACAGGAGUUCAGUUGACGGAGGAGGUGACUAUAGGCGAGGCACUAUCCGACGAUGCCACCCCGACAUGACCGAGCUUUCCCGCUGACGAUCUCCCAUUACUGACGGCUGCCGCCCACGUCGUUCCACCAACACAAGGUUGAACUGCCACCACUGGCGAGGCAUGAGGGAGGAUAAUCGGCGAUAUAGUGGGGCAUUGUGUUGACAUAGAGGACAUGACCAGUGUGUGCGGGGGUGGAGGGAGGAGGCUAAGAUAUUUUUCUUCUCCCGUUGCAACGCACAAGCAUAUUUCCUAGUCAUACUAAACAAGCUGGAGUGCUUAUGAAAAUAGACUCUGAAAAGGCCUAUGACAGAAAAAGGCUUUGGUGAUACUUGGUGUGC